This is a messenger RNA of Mizuhopecten yessoensis (Yesso scallop), 15242 nucleotides long. RefSeq names its product dynein heavy chain 10, axonemal-like. Gene Ontology annotation, cellular component: dynein complex. The record is from RefSeq and is a predicted model, not a curated record. Gene Ontology annotation, molecular function: dynein intermediate chain binding; ATP binding; minus-end-directed microtubule motor activity. The transcript is spliced from 68 exons. Lineage: Eukaryota; Metazoa; Mollusca; Bivalvia; Pectinida; Pectinidae. Gene Ontology annotation, biological process: microtubule-based movement. The coding region runs from base 69 to 14162 and encodes 4697 amino acids.
CAGAAAAAGAAUGAACGGUGCCCGCUGGAAAUGAAUCUUAAUAUUAUUUAAAACUUUAAUCUAGAAAGAUGGAUGAUCCAAGAUUCGAAUGGAUCGGUAAACAGGUAUCGUUGGCACUGGACAUUAAAGAAAAUGAUGUUUUUGAAGAUCUCUUGGAAAGAGAUGACGGAGAACAGGAACGUGAACUUGGAAAGUUCCUGAACGAUACACCAGAAGAACAUGAAUCCUCGAUUCUCUUCUAUAAAAUCAUACGAGAAGAGGAGGAAGAAGUUGAAGUAGAAUGCGAGCCAGAAAUCCCCAGCAUUGAGGAGGAGGAAGAGGGUGCUGAGGGUGAAGGAGAACAGCAGACAGGUGACGGGGAGGGUGAGGGGGGAGACCAACCCCUCCCUGUCUCAUCACCCACAGGUACAGGUGAUGGAGAGGAUCAAACACCCAGAAAGGGAACAGGUAAGAAAAAGAAGAAGGGCAAGGACACACCCACUAGUGAUGAGCAAAAGGACGAAGAUACCACCAAGACGCCAGUCCCUGAAGGAGAGUCUGCUGCGGACGGGGAAGAGCAGCAAGGCGAGGACGAUGAACAAGACAACAAGAUCCCUAAAACUAAAAUCAUUAAGCAGAAAGUGAUGCGUACCUACCUGUACAUGUGUUACCAACAUCUGCCUGAGGAGCUAGCCGACCAGGACUGUGUGUACUUUCUGAGAAACACUCCAGGCAUGGUAUUUCUCCCAAACAGCGCUGAAGAGGCAGACGAAACCCUGCCAUCCUAUUUUGAAAUUGGCAUCCUCAACGGACAUUCUCUUGUCAUGUUGGAACAGAUUAUUUCACAAGUUUACAUGCCUCUACUGUCAUACAAUCAACAAAAGAACAGUGAGAUGCGUAAAGAGGCCAGUCCACCCAGUCGUACAGACACACAGAUGUCGGUGAAGACUGACGGUGAAGGGGACGCGGAUGAUUCCAAAGACAAUGUCAAUGUGGCCGAGUCUCGUGCCAAGGCUCUUUUGCGUGACGAGUUUCUAAUCAACAUGCAAAAGUUUGCUUCCAGUAUUAACCGCACGAUACAACAAAUCGAGGGCGAGGUUCGUCUCGAGAUUCCAGAGAUCGAAAUGAGUGACAAUGUGGAGGAAGUGCUAGCUAAUAAUGACUUGAUGCAGGUGAUCAGAGACACUUGUGGUGACUGGGCCAAACGUAUACGUGGCGCUCUGGAGACGCAGAUGAAAAAGGUGCCAUUAGGUAAAGGACCUCUGGCUGAAAUUGAUUUCUGGCGGGAGAGAAAUGCCGCCCUGAGUGCACUUACAGAACAGUUGAAGAUUCCUAAGGUGGCGCAGAUGUUAGAAGUGUACAGUCAUGUGGAGAACGACUUCGACGACAUCAAAGUGGAACUCAAUAAACUUUACGUUGAGGCUAAAGACAAUGUCCGCUUCUUGUCCACACUAGAGCGUCACUUCAAAAACAUUACCCAUGGUGCCACAUUCCAGGUUGUCAUAGAAACGGUUCCUUCGAUGAUGAAUGCCCUACGAAUGGUGUGGAUCAUCUCCCGACAUUACAAUAAGGAUGAACGUAUGGUGCCCCUGAUGGAGAGGAUUGCAUGGGAGCUUGCAGAGCGUGUGGCUCGUGUCAUCAACAUCAGGACUAUAUUUAAAGAUGGAACUGAGGAGGUGAAGAGGAAGACCCAGGAGGCUAAAAAAAUGUUACUAGUGUGGAAAGAGUCCUACUUCGAUGUGAGGGCAAAGAUUGAGGCGUCGGGUCGCGAUCAACGUUGGGAGUUUGACAGACGAAGACUGUUUGAGAGAACAGACUACAUGGCUAGCAUCUGUCAAAAUCUCUAUGAUGUCGCUGAGGUACUCGAGGAGUUCUACAAUAUCUUUGGACCAGAGCUGAAGGCGGUGACAGGAGACCCAAAGAGAAUUGAGGAGGUGCUGAUACGAGUGGAUGCUUUGGUGAAACCCCUGGAAGAGGUCAGUUUUGAUCCCUUUGUGAUCAACUACAAAGGUUCUUGGAAGUCGGAGAUCAUGGACAAGUUUGACAAACAGGUGACAUCCAUUGAUGGUGAGGCCAUUAUGUUUAUCGACGAGUCCUUCCAGUCCCUGAGGUCUGCCGAGGGUGCCUUUGACAUGCUCCAGAACUUCAAACACAUCAGGUCUAGAGAGGCCAUCAAUGCUCAGAUGAUGCAGAAGUUCAAGGAUAUUCUAAUACAAUAUGAAAAAGAGGUUUCUGCUUUGGAUGAGCUGUUCCAACAGCACCGUGAAAAUCCACCGCUGCAUAAAAACCAUCCGUCCAUAGCUGGCGCCAUCUUCUGGGAGCGAUCUCUGUUCCAUCGUAUUAAACAUACCAUUGUACGCUUCCUCACCAUGGAAGACAUGAUGCAGAGUGAAAUGGGCAAACACGCACGGGCGAAGUACCUGAGUGUGGCUAAACAGAUGAAGCAGUACGAGGACCAGAAGUACGAAGCCUGGAAGGACAAUGUAGAGCUCAUCCUGCCGUCUCUACUUAAACGGAACUUGCUGGUCAAACCACACCACUCUCAGCUGACCCAGCAGGGCCAUGAUGACCGUGGCGAAGGAGUAAAGCUACCUAACACAGAAAUCGUGGUAACAGGUACUGAUAACACAAACCAACAACUGGUCCCCGGCCAGCCAACCAAUCAGCAGCCAGAACAAGCACAGACCGACCAACCAGAGCAGGCUACCAAUAAUGGAAUUGAGAUCAAGUACCUGGUGGACUAUGACCCAAUGUUAGGUGAAAUUAUCUCCGAGACAAAAUACAUGGAACAGUUGGGCUUCCCAGUCCCAGAGCUAGCCCGCAACGUGGCUCUCCAGGAGGAGAAGUACAUCAAGUAUGUGGAGAAACUGAAGCAUAUGUUGGAACGCUACCACACACUUCUGUCCUCCCUCGACCCUGCAGAGAGCAACCUGUUGGAGGACCACAUGCGGGACCUACGUCGUGUCAUCAGGCCUGGAUCCAAGCGUCUCAACUGGAAUUCGCUCGGUAUCAACGACUUUGUCCUCAAAUCAGGAGCCGCUAUUGCCAAAUUUGAAUCCCUGGUAAAUCAGAUCCAGAAGAAUGCCAAAGACAUCAACCAGAGAUUGGUGAUGAUUGAGAACGCUAACCUGUACAAAGGACCGGUACCAAAGUACCCCGACAUGCUGCCAAGUUGCAAGGAGUACUAUGAACAUGUGGAGAAGGAACGAUCUAAGGACUUCGAGGUUCUGGCCAGAAAGUAUCGUGCCAUCGGACCCCUACUGACCAAGAUGGAGGGAUUAGUUGUACAUACCAACUCAGGGCGAUCGCCCAAACUCAGUCAGUAUUACGCCUACUGGGAACGCAAAGUCUACGAGGCACUCAGCAAGUUGACCCUGAACAACCUACGUCGGUUUGAAACGGCCUUGAGAUCCGAUCGACCGUUAUUCCAGGUGGAGACUCUCCUAGCCCCACCAGACGUAGUGCUCCACCCUCAGGCCAACGAAGUGUACAAACUAACUCUCCAGUGUGUCCGUGACUGUGUAGAGGGGACAAAGAUGUUCCUACGGUGGAUGAACGGAACGUGUAUAGAAACCCCACCUCAGAAGGUGGAGGGUGAGGACGAACCCUAUGUGUUUAGUUUCUUCACAGACAUUUCUGUUAGCCCUGAUGUGAUCGACUAUGUACAGGGCAUCCAGAACAAUAUUAAAAAUACUCUCACCAACAUGACACGCUACCUCAACCGAUGGAAGAAAUAUCGCAGUAUAUGGAAAGUGGACAAGCAAACCAUUGCUGACAAAUGGUACCAGAAAGGCCCUAGUGUGGUGGCAUUUGACGACAAACUCCAGUAUUACUACAAGACAAUCGAUGAGGUAGAAGGGCUGCCGCUAGUCAAGGAUCAGGAAUGUAUCCGCCUCCACAUGGGGCCCCUGGCAUCAUCAGUGAAGGACCAUGCCAAACAAUGGAUUUCACACCUUGGGAAGAUUCUUCGUGAUUCCUCUAAAGAGGCCCUCUACAGCCUUAGGGACAAUCUAGACGAUAAAUCGGACGACCUUGAAUCGACCCCUAGUAGUUUAGAGGACCUUAAGUUUGUGCUGACAACAAUUUCUGACAUUAAAACAAUAUCCUUGGAAGUGGAAGGUAAGAUCCGUGACAUUCAGGAGCGGUACAGGACACUGUCUAUGUAUGAUAUUGAGGUGACGGACGAGGAGAAAGAAAUUCAAUGGAACCUUCCACAAAUCUGGGACGACCUCGUCUGGAAGUCCAAGAACAUCGACGCAAGCCUCUUCAUGGUGAAGAAGAGGUUUACAGAGAUAACCCAAGACCAGAUUAAAGACUUCAAGAAAGACCUUGAGGAAUUUGCCACCGGCUUUUAUGAGAAAGGGCCUGGAGCUGUUGGUACAAAUCUUGACAAAGGUAUGGAGUUGAUGAAGUCAUUCCGUGGAGAUGUUGCCCAGUACGAGGCUGACCGACAGGAACUAGCCAACGCUGAGAAGCUGUUUGACCUGCCGAUCACUAUGUACCCAGACCUGCUGGAAGUCCAGAAACAGAUGAAGGGUUUGGAGAUGGUCUAUUCACUCUACGAGGAACAAACGGCUGCAAGAGAGGGAUGGUCCGAGACUCUGUGGUCAAACCUCAACGUCCAGGUGCUACAGGACGGAAUCGAGGGCUUCCUCAAACAACUCCGGAAGAUGCCACGGGACGUUAAGUCUCUACAAGCCGCUCGUGCCCUCGAAUCAAAGAUGAAGGAAUUCCGGGAUUCUCUCCCCCUGUUUGUAGAUCUCAAGCAUGAAGCACUCCGAGAACGCCAUUGGAAGGAGUUGAUGAACAAGACUGGUCAGAAGUUUGACAUCAACCCAGAAACUUUUACUUUGGCUAAUGUAUUCGCUAUGGAGCUGCAGCGCUUCCAGGAAACCAUUAUAGAGAUCGUAACAGCAGCCAGCAAGGAAAUGGGCAUAGAAAAGGGUGUUAAAGAAGUUGAAGAGAUGUGGAGUAAUAUGAAGUUCACCAUUGUCCCAUACAUGAAAGGGACUUCAAACCGAGGCUUCAUCUUGGGGGCCAUUGACGACGUCCUCCAAAACCUUGACGACAGUGCCAUGAAUCUGCAGAGUAUGGCUGCCUCACGUUUCAUUGGUCCAUUUGCUAACUCUGUCCAGAACUGGGAGAAAAGUUUGUCUCUGGUUUCUGAAGUUUUAGAUGUGUGGAUGGUGGUCCAGAGGAAGUGGAUGUAUCUAGAGGGGAUCUUCAUUGGCGGAGACAUCCGCUCACAGCUGCCGGAGGAGGCGAAGAAGUUCGACCAGAUUGAUAAGACAUUCAAAAAGAUAAUGACGGACACUCACAAGACGCCGACCAUUAAGAUCGCCUGCCACGCUCCUAACCGUCUCCAGGACCUGGAGAGCCUCAGCAUGGGCCUGGAAAAGUGCCAGAAGUCGCUGAACGACUACCUCGACUCCAAACGUAAUGCCUUCCCACGUUUCUUCUUCAUCUCAGACGAUGAAUUGCUGAGCAUUCUGGGUAGCAGUGAUCCAAGUUGUGUACAGGAACACAUCAUCAAGAUGUACGACAAUAUUGCCUCUCUGAGAUUCCAAGAGGGCGGUAGCAACGAGACACUUGCCACAGCAAUGAACUCUGCGGAAAAUGAAGUGAUGGAAUUCCGCACAAGCGUUCCAGCCGAAGGUCGUGUAGAAGACUGGAUGACAGCCGUUCUAGAAGAAAUGAGAUCCACCAAUCGUCUUAUCACAAAGGAAGCUGUCUUCUUCUACGGAGAAGAUGAAAAUAACAGAGUGGACUGGAUGUUGGGAUACCAAGGUAUGAUAUGUCUGGCCGGUAACCAGGUCUGGUGGACGUGGGAGGUCGAAGACACAUUCAACAAGGUCAAGAAAGGUCAGAAGACUGCCAUGAAGGACUACGCCAAACAGCAACACAAACAAAUCAACGAGGUGGUGGUACAGAUUCGCUCACCUCUGUCGAAAAAUGAUCGUGCCAAGUUCAACUCUGUACUUAUCAUUGAUGUGCAUGCUCGUGACAUCAUCGACGGCUUUGUCCGGGACAGUAUUAUGGAUGCCAAGGAGUUUGAGUGGGAGAGCCAGCUGAGAUUUUAUUGGGAGAAGGAGCCAGAUGAGCUGGUGGUCCGACAGUGUACAGGAGAUUUCGGCUAUGGUUACGAGUACAUGGGUCUCAAUGGUAGACUGGUCAUCACCCCACUGACUGACAGAAUCUACCUCACACUCACUCAGGCGUUGUCCAUGAACCUAGGUGGUGCUCCAGCUGGCCCAGCUGGUACUGGUAAAACCGAGACAGUCAAGGAUCUUGCCAAGGCCCUGGGUCUACUGUGUGUUGUAACCAACUGUGGAGAAGGCAUGGACUUUAAGGCUGUGGGUAAAAUCUUCUCAGGUCUGUGUCAGUGUGGAGCUUGGGGUUGUUUUGACGAGUUCAACAGAAUUGACGUGUCAGUACUGUCCGUCAUUUCUACCCAGCUGAAGACAAUCCAGAACGGACUCAUCCUGAAACUCAAAAAGUUUCACUUUGAAGGUCAAGAAAUUAACCUUGACCUUCGGGUGGGAAUGUUCAUCACCAUGAACCCAGGUUAUGCUGGUCGUACCGAGCUGCCGGAGUCUGUGAAGGCUUUGUUCCGUCCCGUGGUCGUAAUCGUGCCUGAUCUUCAGCAGAUCUGCGAGAUCAUGUUGUUUUCUGAGGGAUUCUUACACGCCAAGGUCCUCGCCAAAAAGAUGACAGUGCUGUACAAACUGGCGAAGGAACAAUUGUCAAAGCAGUACCACUACGAUUUUGGUCUGCGUGCCCUCAAAUCUGUCCUUGUCAUGGCUGGUGAGCUGAAGAGAAGCUCAGCAGAACUCCCAGAGGAUGUGGUGCUAAUGAGAGCGCUGAGAGACAUGAACCUGCCCAAGUUCGUGUUUGAGGACGUCCCACUGUUCCUGGGUCUCAUUGGAGAUCUGUUCCCCGGUCUUGACUGCCCCCGUGUUCGUUACCCCAACUUUAACGACGCAGUUGAAGCAGUACUCGCUGAUAAUGGUUACGUCAUGCUUCCUAUACAGGUCGACAAAGUGGUACAGCUGUACGAGACCAUGAUGACCCGACACACAACCAUGAUUGUCGGUCCUACAGGGGGAGGUAAAUCUGUCGUCAUCAACACGUUGUCACAGUCGCAGACAAAACUGGGAACGACUACCAAGCUGUUUGUCAUCAAUCCCAAGGAUCGUAGUGUGAUAGAGCUCUACGGUAUCCUCGACCCCGUCACUCGUGACUGGACUGAUGGUCUCCUCUCAAAUAUCUUCCGAGAUAUCAACAGACCCACGGACAAGAAAGAGCGCAAGUAUAUUGUGUUUGAUGGCGAUGUUGACGCCCUCUGGGUGGAAAAUAUGAACUCUGUCAUGGACGACAAUCGUUUGUUGACUCUGGCCAACGGUGAAAGGAUUCGUCUACAGAAACAUUGUGCCAUGUUAUUUGAGGUGUCUGACUUACAAUACGCCUCCCCUGCCACUGUGUCCAGGUGUGGAAUGGUGUACGUCGACCCAAAGAACCUCGGCUUUGACCCCUUCUGGACCAAAUGGAUGAACACUCGGCCGAGCAAGACAGAGAGAGACGAGAUGAAGCGACUAUAUGAUAAAUAUGUUCCUUCACUCAUAGACAUGGUGAUUGAGGGUGUCAUGGACGGCAAACUGGGAGAUAAGAUGAAGACAAUUAUACCUCUGACUAACCUCAACCUGGUGACUCAGCUAAGUAACAUGCUAGACGCCCUUUUGGUGAAGGAGAACCUGGAGUCUGACGAGUUAGAGGCGUACUUCCUCCAGGCACUGUAUUGGUCUAUAGGCGCAGCUCUUCUGGAAGAUGGUCGCAUUAAGUUUGACGCCCAAGUCAAGAAUCUGGCUUCCCUCACACAGGUUGUGGACGAGGGUAAAACACAGGCAGGCUUAGGUGAAAUCCCUACCACUCAGCCAACCCUGUAUGAGUAUUUCUAUGACGCGGAGGAAAAGAAAUGGGAAGCUUGGACCAAAAAAGUCCCAACUUACAUCCAUGCCCCAGAGAAGAAAUACAAUGAGAUCCUGGUCCCUACUGUUGACACUGUGCGCACUACUUGGCUGCUGGAGCUCAUGGUCGGUAUUAAACAUCCCGUUGUCUUGAUCGGCGAGACCGGUACGUCUAAGUCAGCUACUACUGCCAACUUCCUCAGAACCAUGGACUCAGAAACACAUUUGUUGCUGAACAUGAACUUCUCCAGUCGUACAACAUCCUUUGAUGUGCAGCGUAACUUGGAGGCAAACGUAGAAAAGAGGACCAAGGACACCUAUGGACCCCCACCAGGCAAGAGGCUGCUCAUCUUCAUUGACGACAUGAACAUGCCUCAGGUGGACACAUAUGGCACUCAGCAACCUGUUGCGCUGUUGAAACUUCUACUAGAGAAAGGAGGCGCCUAUGACCGGGGCAAGGAUCUCAACUGGAAGAACAUGAAGGACAUUGGCUAUAUUGCAGCUAUGGGUAUCGCUGGUGGCGGUCGUAAUGAGACAGACCCAAGAUUUGUCUCCCUUUUCUGUGUGUUCAACAUGACAUUCCCCUCAGACGAGUCUCUGUACUUGAUCUACAACUCCAUCCUUGUUGGUCACUGCCAGCCUUUCGCUAAGGAGAUUCAGGACUGUGUGUCCACUAUCACCAAGAUGACCAUGAGUCUUUACAGCACGGUGGUAAAGGACCUCCCCCCAACUCCAUCUAAGUUCCAUUACAUCUUUAACCUGCGUGACUUGUCACGUAUUUAUCAGGGUUUGUGUCUCACCACACCCGACCGCUUCAGCAAACCAGACAAGUUUGUGCGUGUCUGGAGGAAUGAAUGCAUGAGAGUAAUUUCUGACCGACUCAUCAGCGACACCGACAAAGCCAAUGUCAUGAAAUCAUUACAGACACUUGUAGAAGAUAACUACAAGAGCUAUGUGGACAUGGUAAUGAAGGACCCCAUCCUGUUUGGAGAUUAUCGUACAGCUUUGGAGGACAGUGAGCCGCGACUUUACGAGGACAUACAGGACUACGAUGCCUCACAGGCACUCUUUAAGGAGAUUUUGGAGGAAUACAAUGAAAGUAACACUGCAAUGAGACUUGUACUGUUUGAGGAUGCACUGGAGCAUCUGACGCGUGUGCACCGUGUAAUUCGUAUGGACAAUGGCCACGCCUUACUUGUGGGUGUUGGAGGCAGUGGCAAACAGAGUCUGUGUAAACUUGCUUCCUACACAGCUGGUUGUGAGGUAUUCGAAAUUACGCUCAGCCGAGGCUACAGCGAGCAGUCGUUCCGAGAGGACUUGAAAAUUCUAUACAACAAACUCGGAAUUGAGAACAAAAAGAUGGUGUUCCUGUUCACAGAUCAACACGUGGUAGAGGAGGGCUUCCUGGAGCUCAUUAACAACAUGCUCACCUCAGGCAUGGUACCGGCCCUCUACCAAGACGAUGAGAAAGAGGCUAUCAUUGGACAGGUACGUAAUGAGGCCAUAGCUGCAGGUUGCCCUCAUGCUCGUGAGAUGGUGUGGCAGUUUUUUGUCAACAAGUGUGCCAGCAACCUCCAUAUUGUCCUUGCCAUGUCUCCUGUUGGUGACGCCCUUAGAACUCGCUGUAGGAACUUCCCAGGUUUGGUGAACUGUGCCAACAUUGAUUGGUUCUUCCCCUGGCCAGAGCAGGCCCUGUUGGCAGUCGCAAGUGUCUUCAUAGCACCAGAUAAUAAGCUGAUCCCGGAUGAGAACAGGGAGAAUGUGGUAAGCCACAUUGUGCUUGUCCACCAGAGUGUUGGCGAGUACAGCAAAAAGUUCCAGCAGCGCCUCCGUCGUAACAACUAUGUGACACCCAAAAACUACCUGGAUUUCAUCAACACAUACCUUCGUCUGUUGGACGAAAAGGACAAUUUCAUUCUGUCUCAGUGCGAGCGCCUCAGUGGGGGUCUAAUGAAGAUUGCUGAGGCUAGCGAACAGCUAGCCAUUUUAAACGAUCGACUGGCUGUUCAGAAAGUGGCCGUCACAGAGAAAACCCAGUCUUGUGAGAUCAUGUUGGCAGAAAUCUCCAAGAAUUCAACCAUGGCCACAGAAAAGAAACAGUUAGCUGAGGCCAAGGGAAAGGAAAUUGCAGAACAAAGUGUUGUCAUCGCCAAGGAGAAGAAAGAAGCAGAGGAUGCCCUAGCGGAGGCUUUGCCUGCCCUUGAAGCUGCCCGUAUAGCUCUAGAGGAUCUGGACAAGUCUGACGUUACAGAAAUCAGGUCAUUCUCAAAGCCUCCCCCAGAGGUACAGCGAGUGUGCGAGUGUAUCGUGGUAUUGCGGGGAAUCAAAGAGGUAUCAUGGAAGUCAGCCAGGGGCAUGAUGGCCGAGGGAAACUUCCUCAAGGCUCUCCAAGAGAUGGACGUCGACGCCAUAACUACCAGGCAAACACAGGCUGUCAAAGGUCUGAUGAGUGACAAGACGAUGACUCUGUCUUUGGAUACCAUGAAGAACAUUAGUAAGGCCGGUUCUGGGCUGCUCAAGUUUGUGGAAGCUGUGAUGGGAUACUGUGUGGUUGCCAGGGAAAUCAAACCAAAGAGGGACAAGGUAGCUAAGCUGGAGAGAAGUUUCCACCAGGCCAAGCGUGACCUUGACAAAAUCAACAACGAGUGUGCCUCCCUUGAGAAGGAGCUCAAUGACCUGAGUAAGAAGUACGAGGAGGCCAUGUCUGAGAAACAGAAGCUUGAGGAAGAGGCGGCCAUCAUGCAGCGUCGUCUCAUCGCUGCUGACAAACUCAUCUCUGGUCUUGGACAUGAAAAUAUUAGAUGGACAAACGACCUUGAGGAACUUAAAAUAAAGCGUGUCAAGUUGCUGGGUGACUGUCUGCUUGGCUCCGCCUUCCUGAGUUACGUGGGUGCAUUUAGCUGGGAGUUCCGUAGUGAUUUAGUAUACGAGGUUUGGGAAAAGGACCUUCGUGCGCGGGAGAUCCCCCUCAGUGAUCCUUACAAACUGGAGGAACUGCUCACCAACGAUGUCGAGAUCAGCAAAUGGACGUCUGAAGGCCUACCUCCUGAUGAAUUGUCUAUACAGAACGGUAUCCUGACUACACGUGCCAGUCGCUUCCCCAUGUGUAUUGACCCUCAACAACAGGCUCUCAAGUGGAUUAUGAACAAGGAGGAACAAAACAAUCUAAAGGUAUGUACCUUCAACGACAGCGAUUUCUUGAAGCAGCUUGAGCUCGCCAUCAAGUACGGCUUCCCCUUCCUGUUCAAAGACGUUGAUGAGUACAUCGACCCUGUCAUCGACAAUGUCCUCGAGAAAAAUAUCAAAGGUGGACAGGGGCGCGAGUUUGUCAUCCUGGGAGAUAAAGAAGUGGAUUAUGAUCCUAAUUUCCGGCUUUACCUCAACACAAAACUGGCCAACCCCAAAUACUCCCCCAAUGUGUUUGGCAAGUCUAUGGUCAUCAACUACACCGUCACUCUCAAGGGUCUUGAGGACCAGCUGUUGAGUGUCAUCGUCAAGUUUGAGCGUCGAGAGCUUGAGGAGCAGAGGGAACGUUUGAUUCAGGAGACCAGCGUCAACAAGAAGCUGCUGAAGGACCUUGAGGACGCUCUGCUGAGAGAGCUGGCGCAGUCUACGGGCAACAUGUUGGAUAAUGUGGAGCUCAUAGAAACUCUGGAGGAGACCAAGACCAAGGCCACUGAGGUAUCGGAGAAACUGAAGCUUGGAGCCAAGACCGCCAUAGACAUUGACAAGCUACGUGAUGGUUACAGACCCGCAGCAAGACGUGGAGCCAUUCUGUUUUUCAUCCUGGCUGAAAUGUCAUCCAUUAACACUAUGUACCAGUAUUCCUUGGCCUCGUACCUGGAGGUGUUUGAGUUCUCCCUCAGAAAGUCCAUGCCUGAUAGUAUCCUACAGAAACGCCUGCGGAACAUCAUGGACACCCUAACACACAACAUGUACAACUACGGGUGUACCGGUAUCUUUGAGAAGCACAAGUUGAUGUUCUCCUUCCAGAUAACGAUCAAACUGGAACAGGACAGAGGCAAAGUUACUCAGGCCGAGCUCGACUUCUUCAUCAAGGGUAAUAUAGCUUUGGAAAAGAGUAAGAGGAAGCGUCCAUUUGCCUGGUUCCCUGAGGCGGGAUGGGAGGACUGCAUUCGAUUGGUUGAUGUCUUGCCUGAUAAGUUUGGAUCUAUCCUAGAAGACAUUGAGAGAAAUGAGCAAAUCUGGAAGAAGUGGUAUGACCAUGACACACCAGAGUCACAGCCUUUCCCGCUCAAAUACGUGGACUCCCUGUCCGACUUCCAGAAACUGGCAUUGCUGAGGUGUUUCCGUGUUGAUCGUAUUUACCGUGCUGUGGAGGAGUUUGUUACCAAGGUGAUGGGAGAGAAGUACGUCACUCCGCCCAUCAUCAGUUUUGAGGCUAUAUUUGAACAGAGUACGCCUAUGUCUCCAAUCGUCUUUAUCCUCAGUCCGGGGUCAGAUCCUGCUAGUGACCUCGUGAAACUGGCUGAGAGAAUCGAGUUUGGCACCAACAAAAUCAAGUUCCUGUCUAUGGGUCAAGGUCAAGAAAAGGUGGCGCUGCAAUACCUGGAGACUGCAAUUGCCCGUGGCCAGUGGCUCAUGUUGCAAAAUUGUCACUUACUGGUCAAAUGGCUCAAGGAACUGGAAAAGCAGCUGGAAAAACUGACCAAGCCUCAUCCUGACUUCCGGCUCUGGCUAACCACUGAACCAACUCCCAGUUUCCCCAUAGGCAUCUUACAGAGGUCACUCAAGGUUGUGACAGAGCCACCCAACGGACUCAAGCUGAAUCUACGCGGUACUUACCAUAAGAUUUCCGCAGUUGCUCUGUCGGAGUGCCCCAACCCAGCCUUCCCAGCCCUUGUGUUUGUACUCGCCUUCUUCCACGCGGUCGUACAAGAGAGGAGAAAGUAUGGAAAGAUUGGCUGGAACAUAUCGUACGACUUCAACGAGUCUGACUUCCGUGUGUGUAUGCAAAUCCUCAACACGUACCUGACUAAAGCUGAGGAACAGGGAGAGACCAAGAUACCCUGGAACAGUCUCAAGUACCUGAUCGGCGAGGUGAUGUACGGAGGCCGAGCCAUUGACAACUUUGAUCGGCGCGUACUGGGCACCUACAUGGAUGAGUACAUGGGGGAUUUCAUCUUCGACACGUUCCAACCUUUCCACUUCUACUGCAAUGAGGAAGUCGACUACAGGAUCCCUGACGAUGGACUCCGUGACGUAUAUACUGAUUACAUUGAGGAACUUCCCCAUGCUAAUACCCCUGAGGUGUUUGGUCUCCACCCCAACGCUGAGAUUGGGUACUACACACAGGCUGCCCGAGACAUGUGGGCACAUCUCAUCGAACUUCAGCCACAGACCGGUGACACCUCUGGAGGAAUCAGUCGAGAAGAGUUUAUAGACAAGAUUGCACAGGAAGUACUGGGCAAGCUUCCGCAGGAGUUCGAGAUGGACAAGAUCAAAAAGAAAUAUGGUAUUGAUAUCGCCCCCACAACGAUUGUGUUGCUGCAGGAACUGGAUCGCUUUAACCUCCUCAUCAACAUCAUGAGGAGGUCCCUGUCCACUCUCAGGAAGGCUCUGAUUGGUGAGGUUGGAAUGAGCAGUGAGCUGGACGAUGUUGCCCGUGCCUUGUUUAAUGGUAUGAUACCAUCUAUUUGGAGACGUUUGGCACCGGUCACUCUCAAGUCUCUUGGAAACUGGAUGCUCCACUUUGAGAGAAGAUUCAAGCUCUACAAUGGCUGGGUUAAUGAAGGAGAGCCAGGCGUAAUGUGGCUGUCUGGUCUACAUAUUCCCGAAUCCUAUCUGACCGCUCUCGUCCAGGCCACCUGUCGUAAGAAUGGCUGGCCACUGGACAAGUCGACACUUUACACCACAGUUACUCAGUGGUCAUCUGCGGAAGAUGUCACAGAGCGCGCUCAUCAGGGUUGUUUUGUGGAUGGUUUGUACCUAGAAGGUGGAGCCUGGAACAAGGAGGAGAGCUGCAUCAUUCGACAGAACCCCAAACAGCUCAUCCAGGAACUUCCUGUCCUCAAGAUCAUCCCCAUAGAAGCUCAUCGGUUGAAGCUACAGAACACAUUCAAGACACCAGUGUAUGUAACCUCACAGAGAAGAAACGCUAUGGGCGUCGGUUUGGUGUUUGAAGCAGAUCUGGCCACCACAGAACACAUCAGCCAUUGGUCACUACAGGGUGUGUGUCUCAUCCUCAACACUGACUAAAAAGGGGCGUGGCUUCAAGGUGGCAACGCCCACUAUCACAGACAAUUUGUGUACCUCAGCAAAAGACUAUAACAAAAAGCACAUUUUUUACAAACAAGAAUGAAAUACAUUGUAUGACCAGCGAUUGAAUUAAGUGGGAGAUAGUGUUUGGCAAUAUUGCUUCCUUCAGGAUCUUAGUGUGACAGAAACAUUCUGUAUAAAGCCAUUUCUGUGAUAAACAAUAACAAAAAAAUACCGGUCAGAAGGAGUUUCAGUGUUGAAGCGUGAUGAUAUUUACAAAGAAAUUGGAAAUUAAAAAAUAUUUGAUUGAUUUUAACGUUUAUGUCAUCAAGGAAAAGCAAUCUUUUGUCACCAUUUCAAUGAUAUACAUGUACUGCAUAAUAGACACACUGUAUCAGCUAUGUCUAUAUACAUUUUGUACAUAUUUGAACUAUAUAUGACUUAAUUGCAUUGCCCUUACAAUAAUUGUAUCCAAAGAAAUCUGUCCAAACCUUUCUUCCAGUUACAUGAUAUGACAAUUAAAGACUUGUGCGGUACUGUAAAAUAGUCAAUAUACAUAAUACUGUAUUUAUUUAUCUAUUUAUUUUAAGUUUAACAAUUAACAUUCAGAUAGACAAUCGAUGGAUCUCAUUUAUAACCGUGAUAUCUAAGAUUAAAACUUAUAUUUUUACUUGACUGUCAAAUCUUUUAGGCAUUCCAGCCUCUACUUGAACUGUUGAACAAAACUUGUCAGCACAUAUUGUUAAAGACAUAUUGUGUCCCUAACUGAAUGUGGACAAAACAGUUAUAAAACAUUCCGUCCGUAACUGAUAAUUUGUACAAAACUUAGCGACAUGUUGUAGUAAAUUUUCAUUCCGUCCUCUACUGUGUACAGAACUACAAUCUUAUUUUAUUAAGUUCUUUUAUAUUUAUUUUUGAAUUAAAAUAUCAUGUAUAAAAUAAAUUAACUGCUGUUAAUGGUUCCUCUGCAGAAUUGACAGAGUUUAAUGGACCUGCUAUUUCAUCUUGUUAAAUCUUUUUUACAGAGAACUCUUUUGAGUAAAAUAUUUUGUUACUAGAGUGGAUUGCUCAUUAAAAAAA